Molecule: messenger RNA, 1725 nt
Organism: Puccinia triticina
Lineage: Eukaryota; Fungi; Basidiomycota; Pucciniomycetes; Pucciniales; Pucciniaceae
Exons: 9
Coding region: 1-1725 (574 amino acids)
Source: RefSeq, a predicted model, not a curated record
AUGCGACGAGCCGCAUUGACAGUACCAUCUACCUCCUUUUCUCAACCGAUUGAGGUGGACAGCAAUUAUGCUGAAGAAACCCCCCCUGCAACACGCGAGCCUCAAGCCAAGCGACAACGACACCCUGCCUCUCAGGCUGUUGCGCGGACUGCCCGACUUGUGCGGACCCCGCAAGUUGCAAGAGGAGGUCAACACAAUGCCCCGCCCAACAUUACACCCAGCCGUAUCAUCCCUGAUGACCCCGUUCGCACCCAUCACAUCGGUCAACCAAAUCCCCCUCCAAACAUUACACCCAGCCGUAUCAUCCCCGACAAUCCCGUUGGCACCCAUCCACCUCCUGUCAUGUCCCGUCAAGCUGCGCCCCAUGUGGGUCGGGGGGCCCCCAUGGCGAUUGUAGAUCCACAGUUUCAACCUGCGAACUUCCCCCCCGGCCGAGUGCCAACCAUCACCCCCACACGAGUCAUCGCAAGUGAUGACAAUCACCACCAAGUAGGAAACCCAAAUGUAAAAUUAGAAGACUUCGAUCCCCCACUCCCAAGGUCCAAAGACGAAGACGACCCCGAUGACGAAUCCUCAGAUGAAGAAGGCCGUACCGUGUACGGAAGUCUUGACGGCUUCAUUAGACCCCCGCCGCCCCGCAAAGCCCAACCCCAAAACACAAACCUACCCAAAGACAGGGAUUUUCCAACGCCCCCGCCCGCUGGGCGUCAGCCAACCCCUGCCCCACCUCGACGAGCUGGUCUAGGGGCCGGAGACGCCCUUGUGGAGUCCUUGCUUGCGUCAGCUGACCUUUCAGACACCGAUUUACAGCUGGCACGCCAACUAUUUGUUGCGCAGGAAGAAACACUAUGGAAACUCUCUGUAGUCAUGUGGCUGAGGCAACGCCCCACCCACACUCCAAACAACAAUCCGGUCAUUGCCAAUGGCGCCACCGCGCAUGUGUAUGGGACGGUUAUCAGGGAGCUGAUGGGGAUUGCCUGGCAGACAAGAGUCCGCCAAAGAAUCCGAGAAAUCCUGCUCGAACACACCUUGGAGUCCUACAGUCGACUGCAGUCGGUGCACGGCCUGCCAUUUGGACAAUCACCGCUUCCGCUGGCCAAGCAACCAGCGGCCUUUAGGAGGCAAAACCUCCCGCCGGGUCUCCCCAACAACCUCGAAUCCAUGGCGAGCCUGGUGACAUUUUUGCGUGCCAUGGUGAAGCACGAAAGAACGCACAUGCGUAGCUUGCUUCUCUUCAACGUCCGGCAGGAGACUCGGGUCCGCGAGCUGGGUCCGGUGCCCAAGCUCUUUGACCUGGUUGUCCAAAUCGAUCGACAAUUCAAACCACGAGCCGCCUUGCGAACGCCCGAAGAAAUCCGCGCGGAACUGCAUGAUGGAGUCAGGGUAAGGAUUGCGAUGCUGCGCAUCAUUACAAUCCACCAUCUUGUGCACCGGGCGCCUGGAGAUAUGAGGUCACAAUGGGACCUCAUCGACAAUCACCUUGAGGCAGUGCGGGAAAAACCGUAUCUUGAAAUGCAAGCGCAUGCGGUGCUUAUUAUCCGCAGAGACCGCGAGCUUUUCCCCGGAAACAUCAUGUUUGCUGAUGUUCCGAUCGAGUUGGUCCAGAUCCCCAGCGCUCUUGAAACCGAUAUAGAGGCGCGGGUCAUGGAGUCUGAACUGGGCCCAAAUCCGACCCAUGCACAGGUCGAUGCAAUUCUCGCAAGGGAGAUCGCCCUUGGCAAUUAA